Plasmodium adleri (nom. inval.) is the source of this 1569-nucleotide messenger RNA. Its product is annotated as thioredoxin-like associated protein 1, putative. The coding region runs from base 1 to 1569 and encodes 522 amino acids. The record is from RefSeq and is a predicted model, not a curated record. Lineage: Eukaryota; Apicomplexa; Aconoidasida; Haemosporida; Plasmodiidae. The transcript has a single exon.
AUGCUGCAACACAAGGAGGACUCCAAAAAUGACAUGUUUCAACAUGACAUGAAAGAAAUAAGAUUCGGUAAAAAAUUAGUUGCAGAAAAUUGUGGAUUGUAUAUGGAUGGAAAUAAGAAUGCUGGUGUUGUUUGUAAUCGAAUCACAGAAUUAAAUAUAAACUCCAGAAAGAAAACAUCAAACAACAAAAGUGAUAGUUCACAGAUGAAAAAUGUUUUAAAUCAUAUAAAUCAUAAUUCAUUAGAAUUAAUACCUUCAAAAAGACCUUUAAUCUCGUAUUCUACAUAUGAUAAUCAACAAAAAUAUUUUGAAACAAAACUUGUUCCUGAUUUACAAGGAAAAAUGAGUAUUUGUGUUGGAAGAAAAAGUGGAAGUGCUACUGUUAAUAUAAAUAUUGAUGAUUAUGAUCUAGAAAAAACUUAUCAUACAUGGAAAAAAAUCACAGGAAAAAAUUAUGUACACAAUAAAUCAAACCUAGAAAAUAAUAUUUUUUUAACUGUUGCAGAUGAUGCAGAAAGAAGUGAUAAACUACCAAUCGUUCAAAAUAGAAAUCCUCCUUUUGCAAAUCCUGAUGGACCAUUCGAAAAAGAAAGACUCAAUUUACCUAAACAAGCAAGAGAUAAUCUAGAUAGAACAUUAACACCACUAGCUAUAUGCGAAAAAAAAAAUAAAAUCUCAAAAAAAAAAAAUAUACAUAUUCAUAAAGAUUCAUUACUAAUAUUAAAACCUCAUGAAAAUGUUAUUACAGAACAUAUCAAAGGAGUUAGAAGAACUAAUUUUCCAUGGAUUCAAUCUAAUCGUAUCAAACAUAUUCUCAACUAUAAUUAUGCUCAUCCACAAAAUCUAAACGAAAAACACCUGAACAAGUCAGGAACUAGCCAAAAUUGUAAUUAUCAAACAUAUCUAAAAGGUGUAUUUGCUGAUAGAUCAGAGAAUGAAGAAAGAGAUAUUAAUGACAGAUUAUAUAAUAAUGAUUAUGAAGAAGAUCAAAUUGUGGAUGAUAACCAAUUAAAAAAAUAUAACAAUAAUUAUGAUAAUAAUAAUAAUAAUAAAAAUAAAAAUAAAAAUAAAAAUGAUGAUGCAUAUGACGAAAAAGAUAUAACAUUAUAUAACCAAAACAAAUAUAAGAACGAUGAAAAUAUGUUUCAACAAUAUAAUGAAAAAUAUAAUGAUCCACAUAUACAUGUUGAUCCACAUAAACAUGUUGAUCCACAUAAACAUGUUGAUCCACAUAAACAUGUUGAUCCACAUAAACAUGUUGAUUAUCUUAGUUAUGAAAACACUUUAGAUAACUGCAAUAGUCUUAUAAACCAAAAAACAAAAAAUUAUAAAGACACACAAAAUUAUUUGGGAAAUAAUAAUUAUAAUAUUCAACAUAACAAUGGGCAAUACCAGAUUCCAAAUUAUAAUACACAAAUUGAAACUCCACAAAAAAUAUAUAAUAGUCAUACAAGAAACUGUUCUAAUAAUUCUGGUCAAGAAAUAAAUAAUGUAGUACAUAAUCAACAGGAACAUAUAAAUGGGAAUAAUAAUUAUUAUAAGGUAUCAUCAUUUGAAAAUAUGUUAUAA